AUGGCAGACAGUUUAAAGACUUUAAUUAAGAAACGCAGUUCUGUAAAAUCGAAUCUCACGAUUUACAACAAUUAUUUAACAUUAAUUAAAAGUAGUGCCGCUAUUUCACAGUUGCAGCGUCUAGAUUUGGAAGAACGCUUUAUUAAAUUCCAAAGCUUACACGCCGAAUUUGAUGAUUUACAGACUCAAAUUGAAGUGCUUGCCGACGAUGCCGAGUCUACGUUUACUGAGCGUGAGGACUUUGACCGCCAGUUCUUCAGUCUGGUGGCACUCACGCGCAGCCUGCUCGGUGCUUCGAACAACGGUGUCGGGUCGGAGGCUGGCUUCAAGGAUGCUGACUCAGGUGCACAUAUUUCCUCACGGAAUAAUUUUGUUCGUUUGCCAAAAAUAGAAUUGCCACAUUUUGAUGGAAACUACCAAUCCUGGCUUGAGUUUCGAGAUACUUUUAGUUCAUUGGUUCACGACAAUGCUAGCAUCAACGCCAUAAACAAGUUCCACUACUUGCGAGCUUCACUCCAGAGCAAAGCGGCCUUAAUAAUUAAAAACAUUGAUUUUAAGGCCGAACAUUAUCAACUUGCAUGGGACCUUCUAUGUGAAAGGUUCAAUAAUAACCGUCUUCUUGUGGACAACCAUUUGCGAGCUUUAUUUGAUGAUGUGGAACCAAUACUUAUGGAAUCAAGUGUUG
Molecule: messenger RNA, 685 nt
Organism: Spodoptera litura
Lineage: Eukaryota; Metazoa; Arthropoda; Insecta; Lepidoptera; Noctuidae
Source: RefSeq, a predicted model, not a curated record